Messenger RNA from Eimeria mitis, 1800 nucleotides. RefSeq names its product polyadenylate-binding protein, putative. The coding region runs from base 1 to 1800 and encodes 599 amino acids. Gene Ontology annotation, cellular component: ribonucleoprotein complex; nucleus; cytosol. The transcript has a single exon. NCBI's taxonomy places the organism in Eukaryota, Apicomplexa, Conoidasida, Eucoccidiorida, Eimeriidae. Gene Ontology annotation, molecular function: poly(U) RNA binding; poly(A) binding; mRNA 3'-UTR binding. The record is from RefSeq and is a predicted model, not a curated record.
AUGCUUAUAGGAGGAAAAACUGUAUAUGUUGGGCCUUUUGUUACACGAUCAGAAAGAGAAAAUGCUGGAGUAAAUAGAUAUACAAAUUUAUAUUUAAAAAACCUACCGAAAUGUUGGGGAGAUGCAGAUACACUGCGGCCUAUACUAUCACCCUUCGGUGAGAUCACGAGCUUACUCGUGAAACAAGACCCCAAGGGCCGUCUCUUUGCUUUUUGUAAUUUUGCUGAACAUGCAGCAGCUAAAGCUUGUGUACAAGCACUCAACGGAAAGAUAGUUACUCCAGAGGGUUUCAAGGAUACCUCAUCAUCCUCUGCUGCUGCUGCUGCUGCUGGCGGUGCUGCUGCUGCAGCAGAUGAUGCUGCAGCAACAGCAGCAAGGGAAACUUCAACUGCAGAAGGGGAAACAGAAGAAACUUCACCAGCAGCAGCAGCAGCAGCUAAAGCUAAGGAUGCUGCUGCAGCAGCAAAUAGCAGCAGCACGAACGGCAGCAACAGCACAAACAGCAGCACAUCGAAUGGUGUUGCAGCAGCAGCAGCAGAAGGUGGCGACAGCAGCAACAGCAGCAGCAGCAGCAGCAGUGACGAGAUGGUAUUGUUUGUGGGUCCUCACCAGUCUCGAGCUCAGCGUGCUGCAGCAUUACGUAUGAAAUAUGAGCAGCAGCAGCAAGAAAGAGGAGAAAGAUAUAGAGGAGUGAAUCUAUAUGUAAAGAACCUAGACAACAGCGUUGACGACGAUAAACUAAGAGAGUUAUUUGAGCCUUUUGGCCCCACAAGCAGCGUAAAGGUGAUGAGAGAUGAAAAAGGAAUAUCUAAGGGUUUUGGUUUUGUUUGUUUUGUUUCUCCGGACGAUGCAAGCAAAGCAGUAGCAGAGAUGCACUUAAAAUAUAUAAACGGGAAACCCCUAUACACCGGGCUAGCAGAGAGAAGAGAGCAGCGGUGGCAGCGACUGCAACAAAGGUUUAGGAUGCCGCAGAUACGUCAGGGUGCUUCUGCUGCUGUUCCUCCUCAUGUAGGUUAUCCUGGUGCUGCUGCUGCUGCUGCUGCUGCUGCUCUCCCUGGUGUUGCUGCUUACCAGCAGCGCGCAAUGAUGUAUCCAGCACAGUCUCAUAUGGCUGUGUUGCCGUGGGCGGGUAGACAGCAGCAGCAGCAGCAGCUGCAGCAGCAGGGGCUAGCACUACAGAGAGGCAUUCCUCCUGCUGCUCUGCAGCACAUAUACGCUCCUCAAUCUGCUGUUGCUGCAGCAGCAGCUCUUCAAGUAUCACUGCAGCAGCAGCAGCAGCAACCUAUAAUGCAGCAGCAACGAGGAGCACCUGCACACAGAGCACCUAGAGGAGGAGCAGCAGGAAGCGCGAAGCAGCAGCAGCAGCAGCUAUUGAAGCAGCAGCAGCAGCUACCUGGUGGUGGUUCAUUUAAAUUUACCCCACAAGUAAGAAACCCCCGUGUAGAGCAGCAGCAGCAGCCGCAGCAGCCCCCACCACCUCUGCAUAUACAGCAGCAGCAACAGCAGCAGCAGCAACAGCAGCAACAAGGCCCACCAAUCGACGCAGCUCACGUUCUUCUUUCCCCUGAGGCACCACUAACAGCAGCAGCACUAGCAGCAGCACAGCCUAGCAUGCAAAAACAAAUGCUAGGGGAGAGGCUAUUCCCCCUCAUCGCUCGCCACCAGCCAGAGCUAGCAGGAAAAAUAACCGGAAUGAUGCUAGAAAUGGAUAAUAGCGAACUGCUUAUUUUAUUAGAAAGCGAAAAUCAAUUAAAAAAUAAAAUCGAAGAAGCGUUGGGGGUACUCAGAGGGGCUAACUGA